Amaranthus tricolor (Joseph's coat) is the source of this 1044-nucleotide messenger RNA. RefSeq lists its product as uncharacterized. The record is from RefSeq and is a predicted model, not a curated record. NCBI's taxonomy places the organism in Eukaryota, Viridiplantae, Streptophyta, Magnoliopsida, Caryophyllales, Amaranthaceae. Bases 1 to 1044 code for a protein of 347 amino acids. The transcript is spliced from 3 exons.
AUGUCCUUGGAAAAAGAAGCCCUAUCUACCAUCCCAAUAUGGGUACACUUACCAGCCUUACCAAUGGAGUAUUGGGGUGAAAGAUGCAUAAGGAAGAUUGCCGGGCUACUAGGGAAUGUACUUAAAAUAGACAACGCAACAAAGAACAAGGAUAGACUAAUGUAUGCUAGAACCCUCGUGGAAACGGACAUAAGAAAAGGCCUACCGGAUGAGGUGUUCUUCACAAAUGAAUAUGAUGAACUGAAACCACCAAGAAGAGAAUGGGUGAAUAAAGAAAGCCAAAAAGAUCAGACUAAAGCACAAAUCAAACAACACCAUGACAAUAGUGAGACCUGUGAAACCAUGGCAAUACAAUCUCCAGAAGGAAAUAUUGAAUCAGAGAGUCAAUGCACCACGAUUACUGAACCCAGGGGCGAGCCACAUAAGACACUACAGCAGGGAAAGAACGUUAGGGGGUUAAAUAAGGCCAAUAAGCAAGCUGAAGUGGUCCAUUUUAUCGCUAACCACAUAAGCCUAUUUAGCCUCUUGGAGACGAAAGUAAAGCGGCAAGGAAUUGGUGCCCUUUACCAAAUAAUUUGUCCGUCUUGGUGUAUAACGUACAACCUAGCUCUCCAAAAGGGAGGUAUGAUUAUAGUAGCCUGGAGAGCCGAGGAAAUGAAAGUAGACAUACGGUUUGUUAGCAGCCAAAUCAUCCAUUUGAUUGUCAACCCUAAUGUAGGUGAUAACUUUAAUUGCUCCUUUGUUUAUGGUGCAACUGACAAGAAGGAGAGGGGUAUCAUGCUUACUGAGCUUGAGAAUAUAGGCACAACCGUGACAGGGCCUUGGAUAGUCAUGGGGGAUUUCAACUACAUAGCCAAUCUUAAUGAGAGGAUAGGUCAAAAAUCACGUCUUCAUGAAAUAGAACCUCUUCGAAGAUGCAUGGUGAACUGCGACAUCCACGACAUGAAAAGUACAGGGCGAUUUUUUACUUGGUCAAAUAAGCAAAGAGGAAAUGCCAGAGUUUUAAGCAAGAUUAAUAGAGAGUUGGAAAACUCAGCUUGGUAG